This is a messenger RNA of Camellia sinensis, 3288 nucleotides long. RefSeq names its product Protein kinase superfamily protein (gene PERK8). Gene Ontology annotation, molecular function: ATP binding; protein kinase activity. The record is from RefSeq and is a predicted model, not a curated record. Gene Ontology annotation, biological process: protein phosphorylation. NCBI's taxonomy places the organism in Eukaryota, Viridiplantae, Streptophyta, Magnoliopsida, Ericales, Theaceae.
UUCCUUGACUUCGCUUCCUCUUAACGCUCUUGGCACUAAACUUACCUCCACUACUUUCAGAUUACUACUACUAUUUUUAAUACGCGUAUUCAUAUAUGUAUUUGUUUGUUUUUGUGAUACAAACAGCUAAUUUCUUGCGACUCUGGUCAUGCUGAGACUUCCGUGAUUGAUUCUAUUUUAUACUCUCUCUCUCUCUCUCCCUACACAUCGUGAGGACUCUCGAAGUCGCCCCCACGUUCCCUUGCACAUUUCUUGGGUACACCUCUACCAUUUUCUCUGAAAAAGAAAAGCUUCUUGGAAAAAUACUCUGUAUUUCGGAGAUUCCAACUCCAGAGAGUGAGAGAGAGAGAAAGAGACAGAGGUAAGACUAUUUUUUGAGUGUUUUUUCCUUUUCUUUGUCUAUUUUGGUGACCUGGGUAUGUUGCAUUUGCACAUGAAAGUUUGGGAUUGUGUAGUUAAUUUGUGAAUCUGGGUAAAGUAGAGAAUUUGACAUCAGUUUAGGAAUUCUGGGUUUUGCUCUUAGUGGAUUUUGUUGAUCUGUUUUUGGUUCAGAUUUUGAAAUUGGUGAUCUGGGUUUUGCUCAUAUUAGGGUUUUCUCAACUCUUUUUUGCUUGAUUUGAGUAAAGUUGCCUUUUUCUAAGUGAAAAUCGAAGUUCAUUGGAGUUAUGUUUGGAGAAUUUGGGUAUUGAUAGUGAAAUUCUUCGGAUAAUUGGGAUUUGCUAUUGGAUUUCUGGAAUUAUUUGUGAAAAUUAGAAAUUUGUUGAGACAGUUGUUGUUUAUAAUGCAACAUGGAUUUUAUGGAUAGAUAGCUAGUUAGAUCCAUAGUUCAUUGAUUGGUAAAUAUUCAUAGAAAGAGAUGGCUACAACAUCACCUCUAAACCCUUCUGUUCCCAUACCUCCACCAACUUCCAGUAUUACCCCACCAGGACCUCCUUCAAAUUCUUCACCCACUACAGUUCCUCCCACAGUUUCUCAACCCAGUCAGACUUCUAAUACACCAGCUCCUUCAUCCCCUUCCACCCCUUCCAACUCUUUGGCCCCACCUCCUCAAUCUCCUCCACCAGCAGUUCCUGCUGCCCCUCCUCCGUCUCCACCGCUUUCACCUCCACCAACAGCAACACCGCCACCUACUUCUUCACCGCCACCAUUGCCUCCAACAUCACCAACUCCUCCUCUACCAUCUCAACCUCCAUCACUGCCUGCCACCUCUCCUCCUCCUGUUGCCAAUUCACCACCCCCUCCAAUUUUGUCUCCACCACCGCCAUUAGCAGUUUCUCCCCCCCAGUCAUCUCCACCUCCCCCUUCAGCUUCUCCACCUCCCCCAACAAAAGCUCCAUUGCCGCCUUCUGCCAAUUCUCCACCUCCACCAGUUGCAAAGCCACCGCAAAAUUCUCCUCCACCUCCUAGGGUAACACCUCCUUCUCCACCUGGUUCUCCACCAGCUCCCCCGCCCCCAACAAGUUCCCCCCCACCACCCCCGGAUUCCACAUCAUCUCCUCCUCCUCCUCCUGUACCCUCGUCAUCUUCACCAACUCCUGUUUCUCCUCCUGCUCCAACUAAUUCAUCGGUCAGUACAAUCCCCCCUAUCUCACCAUUACCCUCUCUUCCUACGCAAAAACCAACUGCAAGAUCAACUACACCUGGUUCAGGUGCAGGGGCCAAUACCAUAUCAACAGGUAGUGGCAGUAAUAAGGCUGGAGGUACCAUGGCAAUCGGCAUUAUUGUUGGGCUUUUGGCACUUAGUCUAGUUGUGAUGGGUGUGUGGUUCACACGGAAACGAAAGAGAAGGGCAACUGGAUUGAAUGGUGGCUACAUUAUGUCUUCUCCAUUUGCUUCUUCCCAACAUUCAGAUUCAUCAUUUCUAAGGCCCCCAAAUUCAGUUCACGUAGCCCAAAGUGCUUCUGGAAGCAAUUUCAUGUACUCGCCAGAGCCUGGUGGAGUAGGCAAUUCAAAGUCCUGGUUCACUUAUGAAGAGCUAUCCAAGGCUACAAAUGGGUUUUCAGCGCAGAAUCUUUUGGGCGAAGGUGGAUUUGGUUGUGUAUACAAAGGGUUCCUUGUAGACGGAAGAGAAGUUGCUGUUAAACAGCUAAAGAUAGGUGGUGGACAAGGGGAGCGUGAGUUUAGAGCAGAAGUCGAGAUUAUCAGUCGGGUACACCACCGUCAUUUGGUUUCUCUUGUGGGUUACUGUAUAUCUGAGCAUCAAAGAUUGCUUGUCUAUGAUUUUGUCCCAAAUGACACCCUUCAUUAUCAUCUCUAUGCAGGUGAAGGUAGGGCAGUCAUGGAUUGGGCAACCCGGGUUAAAGUUGCUGCUGGUGCAGCUCGUGGAAUAGCUUACCUGCAUGAAGACUGUCAUCCCCGAAUUAUUCACAGGGAUAUCAAGUCGUCGAACAUUCUAUUAGACAAAAACUUUGAAGCUCAGGUGGCAGAUUUUGGUCUUGCAAAAUUAGCUGCGGAUGCAAAUACACAUGUGACAACUCGUGUGAUGGGAACUUUUGGAUACAUGGCUCCGGAGUACGCAUCAAGUGGCAAAUUGACUGAAAAAUCUGAUGUAUAUUCAUUUGGGGUCGUGCUUCUAGAGCUCAUUACUGGUCGCAAGCCUGUGGAUGCAUCUCAACCACUAGGUGAUGAGAGCCUGGUUGAAUGGGCUCGACCAUUGCUUAAUCAAGCACUUGAAAGUGAACGGUUUGAAGAGUUGGCAGAUCCAAGGCUGGAAAACAACUAUGUUGAAACUGAGAUGUUCCGGAUGAUUGAAGCAGCUGCAGCUUGUAUACGGCAUUUAGCCUCGAAGAGACCACGAAUGAGUCAGGUGGUAAGAGCUCUAGACUCCAUAGGUGAGUUCACAGAUCUAACCAAUGGGAUGAAACCUGGACAAAGUGAAAUUUUCAAUUCAAGGGAACAAUCUGCACAGAUCAGAAUGUUUCAGAGGAUGGCAUUUGGAAGUCAAGAGUACAGUUCGGAAUUUUUUGAUCAUUCUCAGAGUAGCUGGAGGAGUUGAGUGUGCAUCGAACUAGUAUGGAGUAAUCAAAACAAGUAUAGGCCUUACUAGGCAUACUGAACCCACCAGUGAAUUUCUCUGUAUGCCCGGAAACAACAUAUUAAAAGGUUGCAAUUCUUUUAUUGACAUCAGAAUUAUUUUCCAGACCCUCCAUUGAGAGUUGAGUUCUUGUAAUUAGGUCCCCUUUGUGCCUCACAUGUAUAAUCUUAUGCAUUUUUUCUUUAAAAUUUUCCUGUAAUUCUGUUUUUCUGCUAACAUGGUUGCUUCUACGCAUGAAUCUCUCUCUCUCUCUC